This is a messenger RNA of Austrofundulus limnaeus, 1135 nucleotides long. RefSeq names its product H6 family homeobox 2 (gene hmx2). NCBI's taxonomy places the organism in Eukaryota, Metazoa, Chordata, Actinopteri, Cyprinodontiformes, Rivulidae. Gene Ontology annotation, biological process: regulation of transcription by RNA polymerase II. Gene Ontology annotation, cellular component: nucleus. The record is from RefSeq and is a predicted model, not a curated record. Gene Ontology annotation, molecular function: RNA polymerase II transcription regulatory region sequence-specific DNA binding; DNA-binding transcription factor activity, RNA polymerase II-specific.
GUUCCGCCAAAAGUCUUCUGUCUGCGAGUGAGGGGCUCGCGCGGCGGCCGCACCUGCCCCAGCCUCUGCUGCAGGAUUAUAAGAAGGAGCAGGACAGACCGUGCCACCAAAUGUCCCCGCUGUCGGAGGACAGGCACGCGGACGGCGCGGACAAGCAGGGCAACUCGGCCAAGAAGAAGACGCGCACGGUGUUCUCCCGGAGCCAGGUGUACCAGCUGGAGUCCACCUUCGACAUGAAGCGCUACCUGAGCAGCUCGGAGCGGGCCUGCUUGGCGUCCAGCCUGCAGCUGACGGAGACUCAGGUCAAGACGUGGUUUCAGAACCGGAGGAACAAGUGGAAGCGGCAGCUCUCUGCCGAACUGGAGGCGGCCAACAUGGCUCACGCCUCCGCACAGACGCUGGUGGGGAUGCCGCUGGUUUUCAGAGAUAACAACUUACUGCGCGUGCCAGUUCCCCGCUCCAUCGCCUUCCCGACGCCUCUUUAUUACCCGGGGAGCAGCAACCUGCCAGCGUUACCUUUAUACAACCUGUACAACAAAAUCGAGUACUGACUGACUUGACUGUGCGUGUUCUCCACCUGCAGUUCGCAUUAUAAAACAAUGUCAUAACUUGUAUAUUAUCCAUGAUUUUCUUUACCGGCUUUUCUUUUUGGCGACUCGCGGGGAAGCUGGUGUCUGUCUCCUGCAGUCACUGUGAAAGAAGUGGGGUCCACCCUGGCCAUGUUUCCAGUCCAUCACAGGGACACAUAGAGACAAACGAACCACUCACAUUCCCACCCACACCUAUUUAGAGUCACCAGUUAAAUCUGACACGCAUGAUUGUUUUGGUUUAUGGGAGGAAACCAGUCUCUUGUAUAAUUGUAUUUUUUUUUCUUGAAGAGAAAAAAAAAACUUUAUGCAGCAUCUGUAAGACUCAAGAGAAAGCAACCAAGCUUCCCUAUAUGUAUAAAAUACACCAUGUGUAUAAUUAUUCUAACCAUAUUUGUACCUUUUAUAUUUUUUGUUUCCUGUUUAGUUUUGGACUGAAUUCAAAGCUCUAAGCUACAACUGAGAAAACUGGAUUUAAAAUGAGCUGCUUUCAAAGCUUUUAUGUAAAAUUGGUUUGAAAAACAUAAAAAAACAUGAAGUCAUAAAUC